AGGCCCAAAACAAUAUCCCGGCCCAGCAACGGAUCUCCUAUAAAUUCUCCCACGCAUCUAGGGCUUCGUCUCAUCACACCAGCCGCCGCUGCCGCCUCGUCGUCCCAAAUCGUCCGAGCGCCGCCGCCGCCGCCGCCGCCAUGGGUAAGGUUCACGGCUCGCUGGCUCGCGCCGGGAAGGUGAGGGGGCAGACGCCGAAGGUGGCGAAGCAGGACAAGAAGAAGAAGCCCCGGGGCCGCGCCCACAAGCGGAUGCAGUACAACCGCCGUUUCGUCACCGCCGUCGUCGGCUUCGGCAAGAAGCGCGGGCCAAACUCCUCCGAGAAGUAGAUCUAGAGAUCGCUCCUUUGCCCCCGUCUCAUUAAUUAAUACUCAUGGAUCCCUUUUUUUGUUUGUUCCCUAGUAGUUUUUUGUUCAAGUAUGCAAUUUUUGGUAUUGAACUGAUGUCACUGUAAUACCUAUGAUAUCUCUAUGGAUGGUGUUAAGAUCUUAUCGUCAAGUGUUCAUCUUUUACUUGUUA
Oryza sativa Japonica Group (Japanese rice) is the source of this 519-nucleotide messenger RNA. Its product is annotated as small ribosomal subunit protein eS30z/eS30y/eS30x. Gene Ontology annotation, cellular component: cytosolic small ribosomal subunit; ribosome. The record is from RefSeq and is a predicted model, not a curated record. Gene Ontology annotation, biological process: translation. NCBI's taxonomy places the organism in Eukaryota, Viridiplantae, Streptophyta, Magnoliopsida, Poales, Poaceae. Gene Ontology annotation, molecular function: structural constituent of ribosome.